CGGACGACAGCAACGACGUCGACGACGACAACGACGAGUAUAGUGGAACCCCGUCAGCAGCAGCAGCAGCAGGUCUCGACCGAAUUGGUCAGGCGGUAGUUGUGGAGUGCGAGUGUGGUGUGUGACACCAUCAUCAUCAUCAGCAACAGUAGCAGCAGCAGCAGCAGCAGCAACUCUUCUUCCCGAAAGCCACAGUGACAGUGGACAAGUGUGUGGAUCGGAUUUUGGGUUGAUUUUCCUGCGGACGGAUUCGGUUCGGGAGGAACCUUUUCCGUCGUUUCGCGGAGAGUUGUGUGUGCAAUUUCAAGGGGGACACUAGGGCUGCUGGACCAAGGCGAAGUCGACCAAGUGUUUGAGUUGAAAAUUCCCGAUUGCUGGUGUUGGGGAACCUUGCUGGGUUGCAUGAGGGUUAGCUUCCGAGGACCGUGGAUGGACUCCGGUGGACAGUGAUAUCAGUUUAUCGAGGUUUGUUGAACAGGACUCGGGUGAAAGCGAAAAGGAUUCAGUUUUCCGUUUUUUUUCCAAGGGAUUCGCUCUUGGUGGUAGGCAGCCUGCUUCUUCUUCGUCUCGUGUGCUGCCAGAAAAGUGCGUAUUCUUGGUAUUGUUCCUGGCGCUGGUGCUGCUGGUGCUGUUCUCUCCCGAAUAUCUCUCGCCUCUCGGUGUGUUUAUAAUAAAUUAGUUGCUGAGCUUGUCGUCUGGUGGCGCUGCUGGGGAUGGCCUGGUGCGUUGAUGGAAAAUGUAGGCUAUUCAGUGUUCAACAAUAGCGGAUCUCUUUCGGAAGAGACGGAAAGAGCGAGCUAGCGAGCGAGUGCUUGUUGUGUUGGUAGCAGUCAGGCGUAUGUGCACAGCGAAUGGCAGUGAUUAGUGGAGGAAAAUUGUGGGUGGUGGGUGGAAAAACAACACGCGAAGAAAAGUGCUGAUAUUCGGUGGCCGUGAGUGUUGACGGAUUUUUCCCUUCUCCAAACCUAGGAAAAAAGUGAGCUCGUGAGAAAAGCGCGAGCGAACGAAGAAAGAACGGAAGGUGAGAGUGAGUCACCGCUAUUAGUCCUGGGUGAAGGAAUUUGCCCGAAAGAGAAGUGAGAAGCGAGAGAGUGGGAGAGUGAAGCGAAAAGAGCCAUCUGAGGAGAACCGAGCCGGAGUGAAGUGGCGUUUUAAUCAGUGACCUCGUAGUACGCAUGAGUUGUGAUAUCGAUUGAUUGCGCACGCAAACCCUUUGCUCGCCGCGCCAUCUCGCUACAAUGUACUCUGUAAUGCCGUUUGGGGCCAUCAUCGAGAAGCAGGGAUCGGCAUCCUGCAGCGCGUACCGUAGUAGCCGCGGAUGAGCGAAAAGUUUGACGGACCGUUGCCAGUAGCCGUCCCAGAAUCGCGGUUCGCGUCGUCCUAUUCGAACGAAUUCUUCCGGCCAACGGGCCAGUUCCGGUCGCGAGUGGUGUCUAGUGUUGAAAAACCCAGCAGUACUAGUGUGUGCGAUCAAGAUGGCCGCAAGUGUUCCACGACGACGAGCAGUGUCAGUGUUGAGAAACAGUGCUACAGCCAGCCACAGCAGCAGAAUACCGUGUCCCGUUGCAGCAGUGCAGCGAUACCACUAAGAAGCAUACGCAAGGACGUUAGAAAACUGAGAUGAUGGGGCCAUGAGCCCGAGCCCCGAGGUCAUCAAGAGUCGCAAGUGCGUCUCAAGCGGGCCUGCACCAUGCUAGCGCCGCCGAACCCGAGGUCAAUAUGCGGCCAGGACCCGGGCUGGUCGUGAUGGCGCUUGCGUUUAUUUCGGGGGCUCGGCGAGGCACCAGUCAACAGAGCAGUGCCAGUCAAGGUAGCAAGUUGGGCAAAUUUGAGGAAGACAAUACGGAAGCACUAUCACGGAUAAAUCCGUGGUUGUCAGCGUGCGAUCUGGCGCAACCCAACUCAGCACCGGAUCUCCAGGGUCAAUGUUCAGCCGGUACACUGCCUGUGGCCUGGAUAAACGAAGGUCCUGGUCCACCGCGGUGUCCACCGCCAUGCUCGGCUAAGUCUAAUAAUAAAAAUAGUAAUACUAAGGCAAACAAUACUGAUAAUACUAAAUAUAACAUGGAGAACCGGUUAAAUGAUAAACAACAGUGCCUUGACUAUUUGGGCGAUAAUGAAGAGUUAAGUCCAGCACAAAUUUGUAAAAAAUCGUCACAAAGUAUUGAGACCAAGUUGAAAACGUUACGUUUAAGACAUUGUUGUGAACGUACUGUUGGCAGCGCGCUGCACAACGAGGCGUACGCCAGAGUGUUGCGCGGUGGUUCAGAAUGUGUUAGGAUGCUGAGUGACCUGCUGGAGACAGACGCGCUGGCCGCCAGGCUCACCUGCGAGUUCACCGAGGUGCUGGUGCGGUACGACUGCGGACAGAAGUACUCGAUUAUCCACCGUUGCGAUGACUGCAAGGAGGCAUAUCGAAGGUGGGGUUGUACCAUUUUACUGCCAUACUUUGCGACGACGGAGGAGGUAGCGGACAUGAGUAGCAUGAGCAGCAGCAGCAGCAGCAGUAGAGACAGCAGCAGUGGAAGUGGAAGUUCCUCCCGAGGAAGCAGUUCCAGCACCAGCAACAAAAGUGUUAACAAUAAAACCGGAAACGACGGUGAUCGAAGGGCGACCCAGGGUAAAUCGAACGCCAACUACCGUGGGGACGUACCAACCAAGCAGACUGAACCGAAUUUGAACGAUGCGAGUAAGCAACAACUAGCAGCAAAAAAUAUAUCAAUCACUCCGAAAAGUUCACGCCGAAAAACGCAACGAGUACGAAUACGACCGUGUCUAGAUGUAUGUCAAACCGUAGAGCAAAAAUGUCCGUACAUGCUGCCGGGUGACCGGGCUCCUGCGUUACCCACGCAGUACGCCGGUGAACCAACGUUUCUUUGUCGAGAUCUGAACAUCGAAGAAACGUACGAACAAUUGCUAAAGUCCAACAGUGGUCCGGCUGAGUGCUGCUACGACUACUGUGGGUCAAAUCCUCAAGCUGGUGUCUGCUCGAGGUGUGACCCACUGCUGUACGAGGACGACGACCCCGAGGAGGUUCAGGCGGAGACAAACAUGCGAAAGGAAAGUCCCAAUACCGGGAAAAGUGGAUUCGCAAAUAGCACGCAUGCCAGCAACAGCAGUAGCAUCAGUAAUACCAUCAGCACUCCCAGCAGCAGUAGCAGUAGACGGAACCUCCUCGCUGAGCUACGGUUUAGUAGCGAGCUGCCGCCCCGAUUAGCCACGUGUCCGAGCAUAACAAGCGCAACAACCCCGUCAUCACCAUCGGAACAUUGCAAAUCAUCGCAGCAGCUUUUACUUCAACGCCAACAAUCCAGAACGAUCACCACCAAAAACACCCUCAGUACUGAUACCCUUCCAUCGAGGUCGUCGUCAUCGGCAUUGACGGCGACCGCAGUGACGACGACCGCGGCGACGGCGGCAUCAUCAUCAGCCCCAUCGCUAGCAUCAUCGUCAUCAAUUAUUAAACUAACUAGUAUAAAGUCGAUUUAUAACGUUUACUUUAAUAACUCGUGGUCGAUGAGGUUGCGGUGUCUAGACGAAUUUGUCGCAUGGACGAAAAUCCUGCUCCAACUAGUCGGGUUAUAGUUAAGGAGAAACAUUGGGCGCUAACCGGUUAGGUCGAAUGAAAACAAUACACACACACACUCAUACAUAACACACUCGGAUACACACACACAAAUGCAUACACAGAAGACGCCAGACGUGCUUAUGCGUCAACCGAAGUUCGCCCAACAAAGGAAACUACUCGACAAACAAAGCAAAACAAACAAAAAUCAAGUCAGUGUAAAACGAAAACAACAGAAAACCCCGAAUUGUAACAUCAAACAAACAAAUAAACGCAAACAAAUGGAAUGUAUCAAGAACAAACCAGUGAUUGAGCAAGAAGAAGAAGACGGCCGAACGUCCGAUUCGCAGUGCGAAUCCGACCGAAACAGCUCCGUGAGGUAUUUCAAUUUGCGGAAAAUAGCAACAACAGCAACAACAAACAACAGCCGAUGAUUAACAGAUUGAAGCACAAAAAUUUAAUACUGAGCUCCUCCUCUCCUCGGCCGGGCUUCGCGGGUGCCACCCGUCGAUCGUUCCUCCACCGGUCCGGCCCCAGGGCCAGUAGUGGAUCAACCCGGACCAGUGAUCUGGCAUCUGCCGCUACGCUUACGGGAUGGAAAAUAAACAAAUAUGGGGAGAAAAUCUCGGUGCAAAAUACGGUUGACGUGUGCGUGCUAUCGCGAGUGCGAGUGAUGUGUUUUCAUUACUUUCUUCUUCUUUUUUUUUCGAAGGGAAUUGGCUGUGUUUGGGAAAGUGGGUUGCCGAUGGAGGGCGAUCGAUCGCGGUGCCGAUACAAGUGGAAAGGAGGGGGGAGCGAGCGAAUAAUAAAUGGGAAAUGGACAAUUUUAGGUGAAAUAAUAAAGAAAUUAUUAAUUGUUAAGUAAAGUGAGAAAACUAAUAGACGUAAACGAAAGCUAACAGUAGAAGAAGAUAAGGCAAGAAAAGGUUCAACAGAUAAACAAACAUUAAACAGUUUUUACAAGAUGCAAAGAAAAACCAACACGUGUAAGCAAGCAAGUAUUUUUCGAGUUCGAUUUUUUCCGUUGUUAAGUUUCAAGCUAUUUUCGAGCG
Messenger RNA from Ochlerotatus camptorhynchus, 4617 nucleotides. RefSeq lists its product as uncharacterized. Gene Ontology annotation, molecular function: stretch-activated, monoatomic cation-selective, calcium channel activity. NCBI's taxonomy places the organism in Eukaryota, Metazoa, Arthropoda, Insecta, Diptera, Culicidae. The coding region runs from base 1720 to 3585 and encodes 621 amino acids. The record is from RefSeq and is a predicted model, not a curated record. Gene Ontology annotation, cellular component: plasma membrane. The transcript has 5 exons. Gene Ontology annotation, biological process: calcium ion import across plasma membrane.